Molecule: messenger RNA, 1617 nt
Organism: Colletotrichum orchidophilum
Lineage: Eukaryota; Fungi; Ascomycota; Sordariomycetes; Glomerellales; Glomerellaceae
Product: major facilitator superfamily transporter
Exons: 6
Coding region: 1-1617 (538 amino acids)
Biological process (GO): transmembrane transport
Molecular function (GO): transmembrane transporter activity
Source: RefSeq, a predicted model, not a curated record
AUGAAUCCUCGGCCAGAUUCCAAUGAGGAUACUGAAAAAGCACUGAGACCAGCUCUUAUCUCCUUCAAUUCUCUCACAACACUGUGCGAAGACGAAGCAAAUUGUGAACACAGCGACAAUACCAAGGCCCUACCUAUCUCGGCUGCUCAGUCAAUACCAGAUUCUGAACAUUUCCAAAGCAGUCAUGAAGCUCUUUCCACACGGGCAUCUGUGACGUGGGAUGGGCCAGAAGACCCAGAAAACCCGAAGAACUGGAACCGACGACGGAAAUGGACAACAUCCUUGAUCAUCUCAGCAUUCGCGUUCCUGUCUCCUCUGUCCUCGUCGAUAGCCGCCCCCGCUCUCGGACCGAUCGGUCACGACUUACACAUCACCGACGAGGUCCAGCUCCAGUUGGUGCUUUCGAUAUUUCUCUUGACAUACGCCUUGGGGCCGUUUAUCUUAUCACCUUGCUCAGAGAUAUGGGGGCGAACGCCAAUCGUCAGAGUUGGGAACUUGAUCUUCAUCGCCUCUACUACCCUCUGUGGUUUUGCAGCAUCAAAAGAGCAGAUCUUAGCCUUUCGCUUCCUGGCUGGGAUAGGCGGAAGUGCAACGAUUGGGAUGGGCAGUGGCGUACUGGCAGACUGCUGGAAACCAGAGGAGCGAGGCAAAGGCAUAGCUUUUAUGCAAUUCGCUCCCGUCUUGGGUCUCGCAGUCGGGCCUAUUGCCGGCGGAUAUAUCUCCCAAUACGCAACCUGGCGGUGGACCUUCUGGUCCGUGGUUAUCCUAAAUUUCACAGUCCAAGCCAUAGCCUUGAUAUGUCUCCGAGAAACAUACGCGCCGCGACUUCUACACCAAAAGGCUAAACGUCUCCGCAAGCUCUACAACGAUCCAUCCAUUCAAACGGAAUGGGAAAAGCAGGAACGUACACUUUGUGUCGUUCUCAAAACCAGUAUGUCCCGGCCGUGGAUCAUGCUUGCGACUCAACCUAUUAUUCAAAGUCUCGCGCUGUACCAAGCCUUCAAUUUUGGACUGCUUUAUCUCAUCAUCUCCAGCUUUCCGCGGUUGUGGGAGCAUCAGUACGGGAUGCAAAAGGGGCAUGCGAGUCUCAACUACAUCUCUAUUGCCCUCGGCGCUUUGAUCGGGGUGUUGAUUUCCGCCCCAGCAAUGGAUUUGAUUUAUAAAAGACUCAAAUGUCGCCGCGGUAUUGACGGAGAAAAGCAGGGAGUCCCAGAGUUCCGCGUUCCCUUGAUGGUUCCCGCUUCUAUCCUUACGCCCUGUGGGAUAUUGCUUUUCGCCUGGACUGCACAGAGCAAAAUGCACUUUAUGCUUCCCAGCGUGGGCAUAGCUAUCACUAUCGGUAGCAGCAUGGUCUCCUACCAGUGUAUAUCGGCUUACAUCGCCGACUGUUAUUGUCUCCACACUGCGUCGGCGUCCGCAGCUUGUUGCUUCAUGAGAUCCAUGUUUGCUUUCGCGUUCCCGCUGUUUGCCCCGGCCUUGUUUAGGAAUCUUGGCUAUGGCCGAGGCGGGAGUUUGCUGGCAGUCAUUGCUGUGGUGGUUGGUGUGCCAGCGCCUUUACUGCUUUGGAAAUAUGGAGCAAAGCUGCGGGCUCAAAGUAGAUUUGGUGUUUCUAAAUAA